AUGCCUUACUUGGAUGCCGUAAUCAAAGAAUCCAUGAGGCUGUAUCCGGUCGCACCAUUUGUGGUACGGCGUCUUCCCUUUGAUGUUCCCAUUCGAGAGAGCGAUGUUUCCGUCACGCUACCUGCCGGUUCACUCGCUUGUAUUUGGAUCUACAGCCUGCAUCGAAAUCCCAAAUUUUGGAAUCGCCCGGACGAUUUUGAUCCUUCUCGGUGGCUCCGAUCUGCUGACGAUCCGCAACGGGAUUUGGGAGUCUCGUGUCCCGGUGCCUACCUCCCGUUCGCGUUGGGACCGCGCAAUUGUGUCGGACAACCUUUGGCGCACAUAAUUUUGCGGGUCUUGCUCUCGCGGAUAAUUCAUCGAUUCCGCAUACGAGACGAGCGUGUUGAG
Phaeodactylum tricornutum CCAP 1055/1 is the source of this 387-nucleotide messenger RNA. RefSeq lists its product with no specific name. Gene Ontology annotation, molecular function: monooxygenase activity; iron ion binding; heme binding. Lineage: Eukaryota; Bacillariophyta; Bacillariophyceae; Surirellales; Neidiaceae. The annotation marks the transcript as partial. The record is from RefSeq and is a predicted model, not a curated record. The transcript has a single exon.